Molecule: messenger RNA, 1846 nt
Organism: Erythranthe guttata (spotted monkey flower)
Lineage: Eukaryota; Viridiplantae; Streptophyta; Magnoliopsida; Lamiales; Phrymaceae
Product: zeaxanthin epoxidase, chloroplastic
Molecular function (GO): FAD binding
Source: RefSeq, a predicted model, not a curated record
CGAAAAAAAUAAAUAAAUAAAAUAAAAUAAAAUGAGUUCAAACGUGCUCCACAAUCCAAUUCACCUCUCAACAACAAGAACCCAUCCCCAAUUUCGCUUGAAAAAACCGGGAAGAAUUAGAGCCGCCGGAGAAAGUUCAUCGAGGGCGGCGCCGCCGCCGCGGGUGCUAGUGGCGGGCGGCGGAAUAGGGGGUUUGGUACUGGCGCUGGCGGCGAAGAGGAAAGGGUUGGAUGUGGUGGUGUUUGAGAAGAAUAUGAGCGCCGUCAGAGGGGAGGGGCAGUAUAGGGGGCCUAUUCAAAUACAGAGCAACGCUCUGGCGGCGUUGGAAGCCAUUGAUAUGGAUGUGGCGGAGGAGGUUAUCGCCGCCGGUUGCAUCACCGGUAACCGCCUCAAUGGCCUUGUUGAUGGCCUUUCUGGUUCUUGGUAUGUGAAGUUUGAUACAUUCACUCCUGCAGCUGAACGGGGCCUACCCGUUACUAGAGUCAUUAGUCGAAUGACUUUGCAACAAAUUCUUGCUCGAGCAGUCGGCUCCGAUAUAAUUCUCAACGAGAGCAAUGUCGUUGACUUUGUGGACAACGGUCAAAAGGUUAUUGCGAAACUUGAUAAUGGCAAGUGUUACGAGGGUGAUGUUCUUGUUGGUGCCGACGGGAUAUGGUCUAAGGUACGGACGAAUUUGUUUGGACCAACUGAAGCCGAAUACUCGGGCUACACUUGUUACACUGGGAUUGCAGAUUUUAUUCCGGCUGAUAUAGCGACAGUUGGGUACCGUGUGUUUUUAGGCAGCAAGCAGUACUUUGUUUCUUCCGAUGUGGGCGGAGGAAAAAUGCAGUGGUAUGCUUUCCACAAAGAAUCGCCCGGUGGAGUCGAUAUUCCCUACGGUAAAAAGGAGAGGCUACUUGAAUUAUUUGAGGGUUGGUGUGAUAAUGUUAUAGAACUAUUAACUGCGACCGAUGAGGAUGCAAUUCUUAGACGUGAUAUAUAUGAUCGAAAUCCGACUUUUACGUGGGGGAAGGGGCGUGUGACGUUACUUGGUGAUUCCGUACACGCUAUGCAACCAAAUUUAGGACAAGGCGGAUGUAUGGCAAUUGAGGAUGGACAUCAGCUAGCGGAGGAGCUCGAUAAAGCAUGGAAGCAAAGUUUUGAGUCACAAAGUGCAGUCGACAUAGUUUCUUCUUUAAAGAGAUAUGAAGAUGCUCGGAAAGUACGAGUUGCAAUUAUCCAUGGAUCAGCUAGAAUGGCUGCAUAUAUGGCUAGUACUUACAAAGGGUAUCUUGGAGUUGGACUCGGUCCUUUGUCGUUCAUAACGAAGUACAGAAUACCGCACCCUGGAAGAAUUGCAGGCGGAAUAAUGCUCGAAAUUGCUAUGCCAUCAAUGCUAAGUUGGGUUCUUGGUGGUAAUCGUUCAAAACUCGAAGGAAGAGCACCCCAUUGCAGGAUUUCCGACAAAGCCAGCGAUCAAUUACUAACAUGUAUUAGAGACGAUUAUGCUCUAGGGCGAGCCGUUUUUCGUCAUAGACCGAAGUAGCGAACUUGGCACUUGGAUCACAUAAUUAAGGCAAAGAUUUUGUAUGAAGACGAUGAAAAUUCCGCAUAAGAGGCCAACAAAUUAAAGAAUGACGAGAGUGGAGUUUUCAGGCCAUAUAUUUAGUUGAAACUUGUACAUAAUUUAUACGUAGCAGUUGAGUUCGGUGACGAGUGUAACAUUAGUUUAAUGGUUCAAUUUUCUUUGGAUUUGGAUACCGCAGGUCGUUUACAAGCUCAAUUUUAUACGCAAACGAGUGCUUCUGCAUUUUAUUUAGUUUGGAGGGUUAUAAGUGAAUAUGAAAUUAAUAGUGUUUUAUAUUUA